AUGGAACACUUGGCCAAGCUCUUCAUGCUCAGAAUCAACAAUCCAUACGUGGCCGAAGACGACAAGAAGUACUUUGGGAUGGGGGCCUCCUUUGGGAAGAACUACCUGCCUCCCGUGAAUAUCCCCGACGACAUUGCCCCGCCCCUCUCCGACCACGACCACUCCGACCAAGGCAGCAUCAACGAGUCAUACCACUAUCCCCGCCAGAGCCGCCCGACCUCGGUCUUUGACCGCCUCAGCGCUCCCCGACACCGGACACCACUUGCGCUCGAUGGCGAGGACCCGUGUGCGCCGCAUCCGCCGUUCGGGCCUCCUCCCGACUCGGCUUUCUUUGAGCGCAUGAGCCGACCAAAGACCGUGGUGCGGGAGGCAUCGCCAAAGACGCCGCAUCGGCGGCACAUCAAGAUCCCAGACAAUGUCACGAUCGACAAGCUGAGCCAGCCCAAGAAGGUCCCGGCACAGCCGAUCCACCCCGAGAUUCUGGUGGGAAUGAAGAUGUGUGGGCACGGCAAGAAGGUCCCGCUGGAGUCGUUUGAGCGGCUGUCGGCGCCUCGGCGGCCGGUGGUGCUUCCCAAGGAACGGCGCUAUCAUCCGCACUACCAGAGUCAUCGACCUCCAGAGAAGCGCCACCGGAGCAAAAAACAAACUAACACGGUUCACAAUGGGCAAAACGAGAUCGACAAUGUCCUCAACAUUGAAAGAACUGUUCUCCAGCACGAGCAGGUCCGUGAUCUACCGACAAACGAAAGCCGCGAUGUAUCUGAUCAGCAGACUUCCGUGACCCAAGACACAGCCGUUACCAACUUUGACACCAAAUCCGGUGCUGGUGAAUCAAUACCCAAACCGGUUGAUACCCCUCGUCAAAACCAGGCGCCCCCGUCUCGCUCGGAACGCAGACCAAGCGUUUUGUCAAAGCAGCCAUCUCGCGUUUCCAAAGAUCAGGACUUGGCCCGGCCUGUUCAGCAAACGACCAAGGAUAGCAAAGAGGGGCCUGAAGCCGGACCACCUCUGAAGAGACGAUCGUCGCUCUCAAACGAGAGCCCCAGUGUCGGGUCGCGACCCAGCCAGACGUCUGGGCCAGAUAUCAGCAGCUCUGGAGUAUCCAAGCUCGAGCGAAUCGAAUCCAUGGCUGCUUCUUCCGAGUCCAAAGCAAACCACGUUCCUGUAGAACCGGUAACCCGAUCCGAUGGGCCAUUCGCCAAGGAAUCUCCUCCAUCAACCAUCUCAGACUAUGGGUACUAUGGCUAUGCCUUCUACAACAAGCCAAGCUCGCCUGAUAAGAAAGUCAUGCCGCAGUCCAGCCUAUCAUCAGCGUUUGCUGAUGAGGGCAUCACAACAAUAUCCGAUUACGGAUACUAUGGUUACUGCUUCCAGAAUGCUCCGCAGCCCGCCGACGUCCAGAAACAGGUUGCAGUCGCCUCAUCUGCUUCGCCUGGUCCGCUCGAGGAGUAUACUACCAUCUCAGACUACGGAUAUUAUGGAUACUGCUUUCAAAAUCAUCCAAGCGCAUCCGGCGAAUCUGAGACCAUACGAUCCGAGUCUGUUCCUGCUUCAGUGCCCACUUUGACUGCUCCAGCUACUAUCUCGGACUAUGGAUACUAUGGCGCAGCUUUCGUCAACAGGCCACCAUCUGCCAAAUCCAGUGCCCAAACGACACCGUCUGCUCCGUCUGCUCGUUCCAAAGAUGUGACCAUUUCAGACUACGGAUACUAUGGAUACGCUUUCCAUAAUCAUCCAGAGGCUGAUAGCAGCCCGGAUCAUCCAACACAUACCCCUGCAAAACAAUCUACUGUGGACAAGAAGCCGAUGGACGACAGCGCCUCACUCACCGUUUCGGAUUAUGGCUUCUAUGGGUACUGUUUCGUGAACAAGCCAGCAGCGGCACAGUCCGUCUCGAAGCCGUCGCCAACCCACGUCCAGCCCAACUCGACGAUCUCAGACUAUGGCUACUAUGGAUAUGCCUUCUACAACCGACCUGCCACAGCACCCAACGCCUCCACAGCAGCAAAAGGCCAUGAUCUAAAGCAUAAAUCAAAAGAACUCCCAGGGAACACCAUAUCCGACUAUGGCUACUAUGGCUAUGCCUUCCAAAACCGACCACCGUCUGCCCAACCAUUGAGCAAAUCCAUGCCAGCCAAGAUAGAAGCAUCAGGUGCGGCGGUUGUGCAUGAGCCGAGUGAAAAACCAACCGUCUCCGACUAUGGAUACUAUGGAUACUGUUUCGAGAAUCCACUUCGCAAGACCCAGCCGGCCGCAAGUCCUCCGCUGGCUCCACAUGUGUCAGCCAAAGAAGAGUCGCACUAUACCAUAUCGGACUAUGGAUACUACGGACAUGCUUUCCACAACAGGCCGGCAAGUAGUCCCUCAAUCAAGCCAUCCCAGAAGCAUUCCGUGUCCCCUGUUUCCACCGACUCCAAAGCAACCAUAUCGGACUAUGGAUAUUAUGGACAUGCCUUCCACAACCGCCCUCCAAGCCCCAAGAAACCAGCACAGCCUCCCGUCGGGGAUGUCGCGCAGACUAUCUCGGAUUACGGAUACUAUGGUUAUGCUUUCCACAACCGACCGGCCAGCGGUCCAGUGGCCAAGCCACACCACAUACAUCCCAGACCUCCAGUGUCCAAUGAGUUCAAAGGAACCAUAUCAGAUUACGGAUACUAUGGAUACGCCUUCUACAACCGUCCACCAAGCGCCCCUCCUGGAGUGAUCGCCAGCACGACUGAGGCCCAGAACAGUCAAGCACCAGCCAAAAGAGGACGGACUAAGGACGCAGCUGAGGCACUUUCCGAGAGUGCAACAAGUUCGAGUGACCACCAAGCAACCAUAUCGGACUAUGGAUACUACGGCUAUGCCUUCCACAACAGGCCGGCAAGUAGUCCCUCAAUCAAGCCAUCCCAGAAGCAUUCCGUGUUCCCUGUUUCCACCGACUUCAAAGGAACCAUAUCGGACUAUGGAUAUUAUGGACAUGCCUUCCACAACCGCCCUCCAAGCCCCAAGAAACCAGCACAGCCUCCCGUCGGGGAUGUCGCGCAGACUAUCUCGGAUUACGGAUACUAUGGUUAUGCUUUCCACAACCGACCGGCCAGCGGUCCAGUGGCCAGGCCACGUCACAUGGAUCCCAAACCUCCAGUGUCCAAUGAGUUCAAAGGAACCAUAUCAGAUUACGGAUACUACGGAAGGGCAUUCUACAACCGCCCACCAAGCCCAGAUGUGCUGCCUACCAGCUAUACCCACACAGACCCGCCUACUCACACGGUUUCAGACUAUGGAUACUACGGCUAUGCAAGAGUUAACCCUGCAGCUCCAUAUUCACGAGAGAGCGAACCACACCAUGAUUCGACGAUAUCCGACUAUGGCUACUACGGCUACGCCUUCCAAAACCAGGCGCCCGAGGCAUAGUGUGACCAUUUCAAUAAAUCUGCCACUCAG
Polychytrium aggregatum is the source of this 3426-nucleotide messenger RNA. RefSeq lists its product as uncharacterized. Bases 1 to 3396 code for a protein of 1131 amino acids. The transcript is spliced from 3 exons. NCBI's taxonomy places the organism in Eukaryota, Fungi, Chytridiomycota, Chytridiomycetes, Polychytriales. The record is from RefSeq and is a predicted model, not a curated record.